CUUUUGCCGGCUGUUGUUUUGGUCGGUCAGGCAGUCGCGCUGCGCCGCGCUUCCCGUGAGGUUGUGUCUCCUAUGUGGAGCCGUGGUGUCGCCCGCCCAAGUCGCGAUUCCCUCUCGGCCACCCUACGAGGAGGGGAGGGUCACUUUGUGUGGGAGUGUGAGAUAUUUGAGCGCGAAGUCGGUGAAGUUCAUGCACGGCGAGGACGGCGAGCCCUGGGUGUGGGUCAUGGGCGAGCACCCCGACGACAAGUCCAUCGAGCAGAUCCUGGAGCGGGAGGCGCGCGAGAACGCGAGGAAGCAGGCCGAGCUGGAGGCGCAGCAGCGGAGGUUGUCUGAGCUGACGGAGCUGCUGGACCUGAGCCACAAGCAGAUUGAGGAGAUGGAGGCCGCCACGCAGCCCGCCUCGGUGCCGCCGAUACCGCUGCACCUGCCGCCGCCGCCACAGGCGCCACCGCAGCAGGCGCCGCCGCCGCCGCCGCAGACCAAGCCCGAGGACGACCCGGCCGAGAUGAUCUACUGCUCCGUGGACGAGCUGCGCGAGUGGAGCAAGAAGAAGGACGCCACGACGACCCUGGCCAACAACGCCAUCAACAGUUACAGAAACGGCCUCCCGAACCGACUCGGCGGCCGCGACGUGCUGCAGCAGAUCUCGCUCAACAGCAAGCCCCAGCCCAAGGUGGCGCAGCGGGUCGCGCAGUGGGAGCGGCGCGUCCUGGAGACGAGGACCGAGGAGAUCCUCAGCAACCUGAAGCAGCGCCAGCAGGAGGCUGCGCGCGAGGCCGAGGAGAUGGCCCCCGUACAGGAGCGGCUGUGGCAGGAGCAGGAGCGCCGCGCCAAGGAGGCGGAGCAGCAGAUACGAGAGAUCGCGAGGCGCGCGCGCGAGGAGCACCGGCGGACGUCCGUCCUGGACGACCCCAGCUCGCCCGCGGCCAGCCCGACCGCCUCCUCGCCGCCCUCUGUGCCGCCGCCGCCGCCGCCUCCGCAGAACCGCGAGGCGGUGGUCCAGUGGUACCGCACCCAGGAGGAGCCCCGGCGCGCGGGGCUGGACGCGAGCGGCGCCCCGCAGCCCUGGUUCCACGGCCUCAUCAGCCGGCAGGAGGCGGAGAUGCGCCUCAGCUCGAGGGGCCCCGGCGCCUUCCUGGUGCGGCUGUCGGAGCGCGUGUGGGGCUACGCCAUCAGCUACAGGGACUCGGACGCCGCUGGGCCCGGGCGCCGCUGCAAGCACUACCUGGUGGACACCUCGGGCCUCGGCGGCGGCUACCAGUUCCUGGGUGCCAACCAGAUCUGCCACAAGACACUCGAGGACCUGGUGCGCUACCACCGCGAGCAGCCCAUCACGUUGGCCGGGGGAGAGCGUCUGAUCGAAGCCUGCCGACGACCCGCGACGCCUCCGCCACCGGCGCCCGCCCCCGCGGCACCGCACCACUUCCCUCUAGCCCACCCUCCCCUGCCUGCCAGGCCCCUGCCGCCCCUCCCCGUCACCACCCACAGACCGGUGUACGCCGGAGGCGCCAGACUCGGCCGGAACGGUCCGGAAUAGCCGCCUUUAUCCUCGGGGCCAGGCCCCGGAUAGACGAACUUUGAUCCGGACCGGGACCGGCCGGACUGACUGAUACAAGUGCGCCAUGUAAGUUUCCCGCAGUAGGUGUUUGGACCCGUGAUAAAGACUCCUGAUCUUUCUGCGUGGCUAGACUGUUGUGAUUUGACAUACCCUGUAGUCGUCAUAGUUUGAUUAAUGGCUGAUCCUGGCCCUCUGUAUUUUUUCUUGUUCCCUUUUUGUAACUGUGACUAGUUUUUAAGAACUUUACAAAAGGCAUAAAGGUUAGUCCAGACCUUAAAGUUUUUGCUCGAUUGUGAGAUAAUGUGACAGACUAGGACAAGUUACCAUAAGCUACACUGAAAAGCAAAUGUUAUUUUUGAUUGCCUGUGACAUUUAUUUCUCACUCAAGCAAUUCACUUCUACUUCCCUUAGAUGUAAAUGUAUCAGUUUAAAAAGCUUGCCAUCAAUAUGUUGUCAUUAAUCUUCAUCUAUUUUAAGAGUGGCCUAAUUCAAUUGGCUUUGGCUGUAACCACAUGGAACAACUUUUGACCGUACACUUUUGGUUUAGUACGUAUUGUAUCUUUGUACAUAGUUUUAAGUCAUGUGAUAUUUGGGUAUGAAUGAAGAAGUUCGCCAUGUCUGUGUUUAAGAUCCUCAAUUAAUUACUUCUGUUUUACUCAGUGGUUGUGAGGAUUUAAUAAAAGGUCUGAUAUUUGUCCUCCAUCAAAUUAACUUCUGAGAGUUCACAACUUUUGGGGAUAUUUAGGAUGUUUUAAUUUUUUGCAGAACUACUGUUUGUGCAUGUAACAUUAUUUUGCACUCAUUUAUAUUCUUGGAGGAAAUACUCUGCUGCAUCUGAUGUCGUACCCAAUUGACUGAUUGAAUAAGCUGAUCACAGAAAACUAUAAUUUGUAUCUGGCCCGUGUUUAGUUAUUAUGCUAAAAUUUUUCGUCUCUUUGAGCUGCAAGAUAGUUGUGUUAGCUCAUAUGUUAGUCGCAGUAAGACAUGUGGAAGCAUGCUGUGUACAGCUAACAUGAUAUUUUGUUGUUUCAUUCUAGCAGCUGCAUAUUGUGGUUCUUUCAUUCAAAAUUAAUUAUAUGAAAUGUUUUUCUUGCUUUGACGCAUGCAUGUUUAAAAAAGAUUCGUAUCAUCUUAUUCAGUAUGCCAACAGGUGUGGUAAAUUUAUUGAAAAAAGUAUUAUUGACAAUAUAAAAGCUACAGUCCAUACUAUGGACAAUUUCAGUUCAUUUUCUAUGAAAAUAAAUAUAUUUAUUAUUUUAAGAGAAAA
Molecule: messenger RNA, 2828 nt
Organism: Frankliniella occidentalis (western flower thrips)
Lineage: Eukaryota; Metazoa; Arthropoda; Insecta; Thysanoptera; Thripidae
Product: SH2 domain-containing protein 4B-like
Cellular component (GO): cytoplasm
Source: RefSeq, a predicted model, not a curated record